GACUCGCUGUGCGCAGAGAGGAGGAACAUGUCCGCAGUGCAGCUGCUGCGGGCGUCGGUACAAGAGCGGAUCAGCGCUGCCACUGAAGACUUUCUGCUGCAGGUGGAGAAAGGAGGAGGAAAGGCUCAAGUCCCGGCGCUGAGAGCGAUGCUGACCAAGCGGCUCACGGUGGCAGGAGAGGCGAUCCUCGCGGGGCUUGAGGAAACCUUGGCAGAUUACGCGGACCGAGUGGAGCAGUCCGAGCGGGAGAUCUGCCGCCAGAGGAAGCUGCUCGAUGCCGUGAUGCAGCCCGUAGUCCGGCUGCACAGAGCAGUGUGUCCUGCAGACGUCCAGCAACUGAUGGUGAAUAAAGAAGAGGCUCCCCCUGAGCAGCAGCAGUGGAGCCCCCUUGUGGACCAGGAGGACCCAGAGCCCCCCCACAUUAAAGAGGAACAGGAGGAACCGUGGACCAAUCAGGAUGGACAGCAGCUUCAAGGACUGGAGGAGGCUGAUAUCAAGUUCACAUUGACUCCUGUCGCUGUGAAGAGUGAAGAAGAUGAGGAGAAACUUAAAUCGUCAACGCUUCACCCGGGUGAGACUAAAGAGAACAGAGCGGACUGUGGAGGACCAGAACCAGUCAGGAACUCGGGUCCUGAUAGACGUUUACAACAAGGUACUGAGGACAAGACUGAAAACUCUUCUGACACUGAACACAGUGAGGAUGAUUGGAUGGAGACCAGGGAACCUCAGACUGGUUUAAAUACAAGAAAUAACAAGCAGCCUCUAAGUGGUAUGGGAUGUAAGACAGAAAAAAAAUCGUUAAGUUGCUCUGAGUGUGGUGAAAGAUUUAGUCGGAGUGACCAUCUAAAUAUACAUAUGAGGCGUCAUACAGGAGAGAAACCGUUUAGUUGCUCUGAGUGUGGUAAAAGAUUUAACCAAAGGGGCAGUCUAAAUUCACAUAAGAGGAUUCAUACAGGAGAGAAAUCGUUUAGUUGCUCUGAGUGUGGUACAAGAUAUAGCUGUAGGGGCAGUCUAAAUUCACAUAUGAGGAUUCAUACAGGAGAGAAACCGCUCAGUUGCCCUGAGUGUGAUGAAAGAUUUAGCCAUAGGAGCAAUCUAAAUAUACAUAUGAGGCGUCAUACAGGAGAGAAACCAUUUAGUUGCUCUGAGUGUGGUAAAAGAUUUAACCAAAGGGGCCAUCUCAAUAAUCAUAUGAGGACUCAUACAGGAGAGAAGCCCUAUAGUUGUUCUGAGUGUGGUAAAAGAUUUAACCAAAAGGGCGAUCUAAAUACACAUAUGAGGUGUCAUACAGGAGAGAAACCUUUCAAUUGCUCUGAGUGUGGUAAAAGAUUUAGCAGAAGGGGGAAUCUAAAUAAACAUAUGAGGAGACAUACAGGAGAGAAACCUUUUAGUUGCUCUGACUGUGGUAAAAGAUUUAGCCGUGGGGACUAUCUAAAUAUACAUAUGAGGAGUCAUACAGGAGAGAAACCUUUUAGUUGCUCUGAGUGUGGUAAAAAAUUUACCGAAAGGGGAAAUCUAAAUAGGCAUGAGAGGAUUCAUAAAGGAGAGAAGUGAUUUAGUUGCAACCAUUGCAACAGAAAUGUAUUAAGAUUUAUCAGCAGAUAUUCAUAUUAUACAUAUUCAUAGUUCACUGUUUUAAAUAGACUAUUAACAGUUUUUAUGUCCCUAGAAAAUAUAACUCAUUGAAUAACACGAAAGAUUUGUGUUUAAAUAUCUUGUUUCUACUGAUUUCUACAUAGAUAUAUUUUUCAUAAUGUCCUCCAAGUCAUUUUAAUGUUAAAGUGUGUUCCUUGCUCAGCAUGAAUGUGCCUUCUUAACUAGUUCAUAUGAUUAAAUAUGUUUGUUUUAAAACAAUGGUCAGUGAGAUUCAAUGACAGUGUGUGUUCUCCUUUAUGUAUUGAAUGUGUUUCCAAGAAUAAAAGUCUAAUUAAAUGAUAAUGGAGCCGUCGCCCUCCACUUUGUUUCUGUACGAAAGGAGGCUGCACUGGCUACCGUGAAUUGUCUCAUCACAAGACAAAUGAAUCAGUGUUGUGGAGUCACUCGCUCUAAUCCCUGCAAGGCAUGCUGGGGGAAAAAACCAUAGCCUAUUAAUAUGUUUUUAUUAGUGAGACUUCUAUGCAGAGUUUACUAUUGAAGAGGCAGAGCUCAACGUCUUUUAACUGAGUCCUCUUCAACCUGAGUGUCUCCUCAUCGUUCUCACAUUUCUAAAUCAAACACACACAAAUAUGAUGUGAACUAUCUUGCACGUGUUCAUAGAAGAAUUUACUAAAUAAUAUAAUAAAGUUAAUCCUUACUUGUCGGA
This is a messenger RNA of Pleuronectes platessa (European plaice), 2302 nucleotides long. Its product is annotated as gastrula zinc finger protein XlCGF57.1. The record is from RefSeq and is a predicted model, not a curated record. The transcript is spliced from 2 exons. Lineage: Eukaryota; Metazoa; Chordata; Actinopteri; Pleuronectiformes; Pleuronectidae. Gene Ontology annotation, molecular function: sequence-specific DNA binding; DNA-binding transcription factor activity, RNA polymerase II-specific. The coding region runs from base 28 to 1554 and encodes 508 amino acids. Gene Ontology annotation, cellular component: nucleus. Gene Ontology annotation, biological process: regulation of transcription by RNA polymerase II.